AUGUGCAACAUGCAUAAUAGAUCAAAAGGAAAAAAAUUACCUUGCUCGAUAAACAACAGUUGUAGAGCACAACACUUGAAGACAAGCCAGUGUCACUCUAUAGCAUCACGUUGCAAGAUGAUUUCACAAUCAAGAAUCCACCAUUACAUCAAACUACUUGUAGCUCUACUAUCCCUAUUCAUCAUUUAUUCCCUAUUCACUCGUCACAACAGCACCACCACUAAUGACAAGUUAACUAGUCCUGUUGACGAAGUGAGUUAUCUCCAAGCAGCACAAGAAAAUAAAAUAGCCAAACUAGCAGGCCAUCGUGAAUACCAGCAAUCCCAACUCGAUACAAGAGAAAUAGAUCAAACUGUUCUUAAACAAAUGGAUAAAAAAGUCAAACAAUGUCCCGAUUACGUCACUUAUUCGCAACAUCGUCAUCCACCUUUCUCCAAGGGUGGGCAAAAGUACCCGUAUAUGAGACCAGCUCCGAAAUGUCGAACAUUCGUGUCUGAUGCAGUUGAAUCGGUGAUUGAUGAGUUGAAACAUAGAAUAGCCGACCCCGAUUUAGCUAGAUUAGUUGAGAAUUGUUUACCCAAUACGUUAGAUACAACUAUACUCUGGCACAAGCUCAAAGACGAUCACAAGGCAAACUAUCUCCGGAAACAAGUAUUUCCUCAAUCAUUCAUUGUUACCGGUGAUAUACAUGCAGAAUGGCUUAGAGAUGCAGCACGUCAAUUAUCAGUCUAUCAACCAUUAAUUAAACAUGAUGAAAAACUCAAACAAUUGAUUCUUGGAGCCAUCAACACCCAAGCGUACUAUGUCAAUAACUCCCCCUAUUGUAACGCAUUUCACCCGCCACCUACAUCACAAGUCAAACCAGGCAAUACGGCAUUUGAUAAUGUGUAUCCAAGGCCAGAUUGGCGACAAGUUUUUGAGUGCAAAUAUGAAAUUGACUCACUUGCUUCAUUUUUGACAUUAACUAAUGAAUAUUUUGAAAAUUCGGGAGGUGAUACCUCGUUCCUUAAUGAUUAUUGGUUCCGAGCAUAUGAAAAGUUACUAAUUGUAUUGAGAAGGGAAAGUGAACCAUCAUUUGAUGAAGCAUCAGGACAAGCUUUACCGUUUUACUAUUCUUUCCAAAGAGAUACGAAUAUUGGAUCCGAAACAUUACCAUUGGGAGGUGUAGGUAACCCUGUCAAUUAUGGCACAGGUUUAAUUCGAAGUGCAUUUAGACCUAGUGAUGAUGCUACAAUUUUACAAUUUUUCGUUCCUGGAAAUAUACACAUGUUGACUGAAUUGAUCAAAAUUAGAAAAAAUUUCUUCAAUGAGAAGGUUUUAGCUGAUUCAAUGAGUGCUGAAGUGGAGGUGUUUAUUAAAAAGACGGAUUAUUUCAUUAAGGCAUUGACUUCGGGAAUUGAAAAAUUUGGUAUUGUCAACCAUCCAACAUACGGCAAAGUCUACGCUUAUGAAGUUGAUGGAUACGGUAGUGCUACAUUUAUGGAUGAUGCAAAUAUUCCUUCACUUUUGUCGAUUCCUGACUUGGGUUACAUUCCUAAAGAUGAUGAAGUAUAUCAAAACACGAGGAAAAUGGUGCUAAGUAAAGAUGGUAAUCCAUAUUACUUGAAAGGUUUCCAUUUUGAAGGUAUUGGAGGACCACAUAUUGGUAUUAAAAACGCAUGGCCAAUGUCAUUAUUGAUGAGGAUUAGGACUACCGAUGAUGAAGAAGAAAUCAUUAACAGCUUACACAUGAUUAUGAAUACGACUGCCGGGUCUGGUCUUAUGCAUGAAAGUGUCAAUGUCAAUUCUAAACAUGGUACUUCAUAUACUAGAUCUUGGUUUGCUUGGUGUAAUUCAGAAUUCGGGAAAACUAUAUUACACUUGGCGGAGAAGAAACCACAUUUGAUAUUCAAAGAUGAAUGGAAAACACAACCUUUCAAAGUAGAUGAUGUAUUUACGAAAUAA
Molecule: messenger RNA, 1944 nt
Organism: Lodderomyces orthopsilosis Co 90-125
Lineage: Eukaryota; Fungi; Ascomycota; Pichiomycetes; Serinales; Debaryomycetaceae
Exons: 1
Coding region: 1-1944 (647 amino acids)
Biological process (GO): carbohydrate metabolic process
Source: RefSeq, a predicted model, not a curated record